CCAGGCGCCUCCUCCUCCUCCUCCGCCGGGCGCACAUACGGUGCAUGAUGAAAUGCCCGAGGGGUAAAAAAACACUACUUUUUGUCCAAAUUCUAGUUUAGAUGCAUACCUAGCCGGGAAGUGAUGAAUUUCAUUGCAUUGUAGAGUCGAUGAUGCGGCAUUCAUGGAGACAUUGAAUGUUGGAUCCUCAUUCAUGCAUCAUGAAGCCGCCGAUGGAGAGGAGGAAUAUGAGGAUGUAGAUGAGGAAGGAGAAGGGUUGAUUGAAACUCGCCCUCCCGGUCGGUCCGCCAACUACACCAUGGCGGAGGACAAGUUGCUUUGCAAGAUGUGGUUGACAAUUGGAAUGGAUCCAACAACCGGUACCGAUCAAAGAAGAGAAACAUAUUGGAUGAGGAUGACGGACUACUUCAACACACACACAAGUGGGAACGAGCGAACCAUGCGCUCACUUCGGUCCCGUUGGUCCGGCAUCAACACCGAUUGCCAAAAAUGGGCGGGCGUGCAAGCCAACAUCGAUGUUCUCAAUCCAAGUGGCACUAAUGAGAAUGAUAGGAACUCCAUGGCUCAAGGAUUGUUUAGGGAUGUGGGAAAGAAGAACAAGAAAGGCAACAAGAUUCUUGGCAAGCCAUUCACCUUGCAUCAUUGAUAUGAAGUGCUAGGGAAUGAAGAGAAGUGGAAGACGCGCGGCAAGUUGGACGCGGCAACUAUGGCGGCCCAUGCUACCGGUGAUGCAACAAUCAUCGAUGAUGAUGAUUCAAGUGAUGAAGGGAAGAAGAGAAGCUCCACUCCUCACUCCGUCAACAAUGGGCGGAGGAAUGUGCAUGGUAGGAAGACCGCCAAGGAAAUGAAGGGAAAGAAGGCCGGAGAUGAUGACAUUGCCAUGGCUAUGGAAAGCAUUGCAAAUGCAAGGUUGCAAGCAAAUGAAGAUAGAAAGAUGCAACGAAACUUGGAGAAAGAGUCUAUGGAUGCUAUUGAAGCUAGGAGAGCCGCUUUGGAGGAGAGGAUUGCCGCCAAUGAGGAGAAGAAGUUGGCUUUGGAGGAGAAGAGGCAAGCCUCCGAGGAGCAUGCACGCCUAGCGGAGGAGGAGAGGAAGCUUUUCUUGAUGGAUACUUCCCAUAUGGAUGAGAGGCAAAAGGAGUACAUCAACCUUCUUCGCGAUGAAGUGUUGGCCAAAAAGAGAUUGUUGGUAGCCAACAUGAACACUUCCACUACCGGCAUGUUUGGAGGAGGCAUGUUUGGAGGAGCCAUGCCGACGUUUGGAGGAGGCAUGGGAGGCAUGGCCGGCAUGGGAAGCAUGCCCAUGCCCACCAUGGGAGGCAUGGCCGGCAUGGGAAGCAUGCCCAUGGCCGGCAUGGGAGGCAUGGCCGGCAUGGGAGGCUAUGGAGGCAUGGCCGGCAUGGGAGGACCAAGCUAUGGAGGAGUCUUUGGAGGAACCAUGGGAGGCUCGGUGAGUGGUGUGUAUGGGAGUAUGGGAGCACCACCGGGAGGCUUCGUGUCUUCCAUGAAUGCUACUAUUCCUCCUUCAACCCAAGAUGACGAGGAAGAAGAAGAAGGUGUUGACUUGGAAAAUGCGGAAGUGUGAUAUGCAUUUGUGAUAUGUGUUCCACUUUGUCCAUUUGAACCAUAUGUCGUGUGUCAUUGUUGAACUACGUCAUUUUGUGUGUCGUUCUUGAACUAUGUGAUGUAUGUUGCACUUUGUGUCCACUUAAAUUAUGGUACG
Molecule: messenger RNA, 1720 nt
Organism: Lolium perenne
Lineage: Eukaryota; Viridiplantae; Streptophyta; Magnoliopsida; Poales; Poaceae
Source: RefSeq, a predicted model, not a curated record